AACAACUGCUAACAUGAUUAACUAAUCUCAUCCUUAAUAACAAGUAUUCAUUCCUCCACACGUACCUAGUAUAUUAAAUUUACACUGAGAUCAAGCACAAGAUUCUCGGGCUCAAUGGAAGAAGACAAACCAUGUCCCGCGAAUGCGACAUCUCCGCUCUCCCCGCGGAAUGACACAAACCACUUGACAGCAAGGUCAUCGGUCUCGCCCUCAUCGGAUAUAUCUGGCUCGGGUUUGACGGCUACAGUUCAUGCUCUCAUCCGCCUCGUUCAAUGCUCUUGUUGCUCGCGACCUCUCCACGCGCCGCUGCGGCUUCCAUGUGGGAACACAUUAUGUCGGUCUUGCUUGCCGCCAAUUCAUGCGCGGACGGGGAUUACAUAUCCGGCGAGCGACGAACGCAAAAAGGGGUUCACAUGCCAUUGGGGUACAAAUGAUGGUUGUGCUGGGGAACACUGCUUAGGUGACUGUGGGACCGACGUGUUGUUGGGUAGGUUGGUGGAUGUUUUUGAUGCGGUACUUUGCAAUGCCAAUGCUAGCUCGGAAUCGUCUUCCCAGAAUGGACGUGGCUUCAGAGUGACAUGGACAGGGUUGAGAGGUGGUCAGCCCGGAACGGUGGCGAAAAGUGCAGAUGCUGCGGGAGGAUUACUAGACGGUAUGUACGACCUAGUCAAGUGCGGUCGUUUCGAUUAUGAUGCGUCGGAUCUCAAAAUUGAGAUGUACGAGCCUAUAAACCAAGAAAACCAGCGUUUCGAAAGACUUAAGGACGCUGUUCGGAAUGAGCUGGACUGCCAGGUCUGCUAUUCGCUUAUACUAGAUCCGUUGACAACAUCCUGUGGCCAUACCUUCUGUCGCGGAUGUGUUGCAAUGGUACUGGACCACUCUGACCUAUGCCCUGCCUGUCGCCGUAAACUGAAUAUGGCGUCGACAGUGAAGUCUGAGCCUUCUAACAAGAGAAUCUCUGACCUCAUGGAGACCUUGUUCCCUGAACAGGUCGCUUUACGAAGAGACACAAGUACCCAGGAAGUGACUGCACUCGAUAACGAAGCAACACUUCCCUUGUUUGUCAGCUCACUUUCUCUCCCAACAAUGCCAACUUUUCUGCAUGUGUUCGAGGCACGUUAUCGGCUUAUGAUGCAAAGAGUCAUGCAAAGUAGGGAGCGUAGAUUCGGCAUGGUCAUGCUUAACCGUGCCGGUCGUUUCCAGCAAGGACUUGGAAGGUCUCAAUUCAUGCAGUAUGGUACGGCUUUGGUCAUCGAUCGUUAUGAGCUGCUCCCCGAUGGGAGAAGCCUAGUGGUUGCUACUGGGCUGUACCGUUUUAAGGUGCUCAGUUCAUAUGUGCUGGACAUGUACUAUGUUGGCAGGAUACAGCGCGUGGAUGAUAUUUCGGUAAUAGAAGAGGAGAAUCAGGAGGCCUUGGAGACAUCAGUCGCGGAUGGUUCGGGUGAGCAGCCACUAGAAUCUAUGUCAACACAGCAGCUGUUCCAGUUGGGCUUGGACUUUGUAAGGAAGCAACACAGCCAAGCCGCUCCUUGGCUCCAUCCUCGUGUGCUUUUAGCGUAUGGUGAUAUUCCAACGGAAGCUUCACAUUUUCCCUGGUGGUUUGCUAGCGUGUUACCUGUCUGGGAAGAGGAAAAGUAUACGCUUCUAUCGACAACCAGUGUCAGAGAAAGAUUAAAGAUCACUGCACGUUGGGUAAGAAAGCUGGAAUCUCGUGAAUGGACGGCUCGAUCCCGGCCAUCCAUUGCCUCUGCAUUAUGACUAGCCGUCCCUCUCCUCGUCUUUGCUCUAGUCCCGGUCAUAAUGGGCCCGGUCGCAUCAUUCGUACCGUUCUCGUCAUCAAGGGUUUCGACGUAUCUCACCCCGUUUUCCAUGUCGUUCUCUGUUACCUUCGGCUCUGCCGGCUUGUCAACUGAUAAUUCGCAACAGCUGGCAGAAAAUCAGGAUUCCGAAACUUAUAUUCCGCAGACCCUUGUAAUAGGCAUUUUUCUUGCUAUGUUCGUAGCACAGGUGGCUGCUAAUGGAGUUCAAAUCCUGCGGUCGAGGCGACAAGGAAUAAUAGAAGAGCGACUGAAUGUUCAAGCCGAGCAAGAACCCCCAAGGAUACCACC
Molecule: messenger RNA, 2108 nt
Organism: Aspergillus pseudotamarii
Lineage: Eukaryota; Fungi; Ascomycota; Eurotiomycetes; Eurotiales; Aspergillaceae
Product: putative ATP-dependent protease (CrgA)
Exons: 2
Coding region: 115-1758 (547 amino acids)
Source: RefSeq, a predicted model, not a curated record